CAAAACCGGCGUCCCGAGUCCACAGAUAGAAACGGCGGCCUCCCCUCCCUCCUCCCCGAUCGAUUCCCGCGCCCCCACCCACAUCGCCGAAAAGCUUCUUCCUGCUCAGCCGCACAAGCCAACCGUACCCGCCGGUGUGCAGGUCGCCGUUCGUUAGUUGCUCUUGCACAACUCUCUGUCUCUGCUGCUGUCCUGCUUCCUGGUCAAAUAUAUCCGUCCUCGGCUGGCGCCUUCUGGAAAUUCCGGCGGGCUGCCGUCCUCCGCUUGCGUUCUUGCCCGUCCAGGGCGGUGGUAUUAAUCCGGGGAUCCAGUCGUCUAUCGCUUGGGGAAACGAGAAAGGGGAGAAAGAAGGCGGCGGCAGCAGAACAAGCUCGAGUUCAGAGAUAUUGUUGCUGCAAAUUUCAGAGCACUAAGAAAUCCUUUUGAGAAGAUUGACAUCUGGCAACCUUCAGACCACCAAGCUCGGAUUUUUAUCGGUCCUGACAACGAACUCGUUUCCUCAUUGCGCGCGCAUUACAUGCUGGUUGCGGCGUCGCUCAUGGCGACGGAGGCGACGGACCAUCUCGCCGGAGGCCAGAUGCAGGCGAGGCGGCAGCAGGGCGGGAGGCCCGCCUUCGCCGUCUGCAGGCAGCAGAGAGCCGCUGCGGCGGCAGCCAAGCAGGGGCAGCGCCAGAACGUGCCGCCGUCGACGAAGCCACCGCCGACGGCGGGCGGGCUCAGCGCGGAGGCGUUCCUGGUGCUGGCGUGCGUCGCCGUGUCGCUCAUCGUGCUGCCGCUGGUCCUGCCGCCGCUGCCGCCCCCGCCGCCGCUGCUGCUGCUGGUGCCCGUGUGCCUGCUCCUGCUUCUCGCCGCGCUGGCCACCUUCAUGCCGUCGGAUGUCAGGACCAUGGCAUCCUCCUACUUGUAGUUAUACUUUUUUGUAUUGUAAACAAACCUGUAAUUCUUUUUGUUGCGGCCUUUUUUAUCUUUCUGUGUAUGGCAUAAAAUGAGUAAAGGAAAUGCAAUUUUUUCUUUCU
Panicum hallii is the source of this 1016-nucleotide messenger RNA. RefSeq names its product protein AUXIN-REGULATED GENE INVOLVED IN ORGAN SIZE-like. The record is from RefSeq and is a predicted model, not a curated record. Gene Ontology annotation, biological process: positive regulation of organ growth. Bases 518 to 907 code for a protein of 129 amino acids. Lineage: Eukaryota; Viridiplantae; Streptophyta; Magnoliopsida; Poales; Poaceae. The transcript is spliced from 2 exons.